This is a messenger RNA of Cladophialophora immunda, 980 nucleotides long. RefSeq names its product ATP synthase F1, delta subunit. Gene Ontology annotation, cellular component: membrane. The transcript has 3 exons. The record is from RefSeq and is a predicted model, not a curated record. The coding region runs from base 95 to 769 and encodes 224 amino acids. Lineage: Eukaryota; Fungi; Ascomycota; Eurotiomycetes; Chaetothyriales; Herpotrichiellaceae. Gene Ontology annotation, molecular function: proton-transporting ATP synthase activity, rotational mechanism. Gene Ontology annotation, biological process: proton motive force-driven mitochondrial ATP synthesis.
CAGCAAGUCCCGAGCUCGUCUUGACUCUCCGCUCUCAGACUUCAGUCUUUUCCUCUGCCGAUCCAACUUUCGCAUCGUCCCUCCCGCCGGCAAGAUGAUGUCCUCCAAGCUGAUGCGGCCAGCUUUCGCCGCUGCCCGUCGCACAGUCCCUAGAACAGCUGUCCGAACAUACGCUGCUCCCGCCGCCGUAGACACGAAGCCUCCAGUACCUUUGUUUGGACUCGACGGGACUUACGCAAAUGCUCUGUAUACGGCGGCUGCCAAACAAGGCUCCUUGGAGCCGACGGCCAAAGCUCUCAGCAGUCUAGAACAGAUCUUCAAGACAGAUGCCAAACUCCCCCAAAUUCUCGCCGCUCCCACCCUCUCCGAAACCGAUAAGUCACAGAUCAUUGCGGAACUGGAAAAGCACACCGGAGCAUCGGAUAAAUCCAACACCGUCAAGAAUUUUCUGCAAACGCUGGCGGAGAACAACCGGUUGGGUCUGCUCGAGGGAGUGUGCGAAAAGUUCGGCACCCUGAUGAGCGCCGCAAGAGGAGAGGUAGAAUUGGUUGUGACAAGCGCCUCGAAACUUGACGAUAAACUCCUUCGCCGCCUCGAAGCUGCCAUUGCCAAAUCCGAAUAUAGCCAAGGCAAGAAGCUAAAGGUCGUCACGAAAGUCAACCCGGAUAUUCUCGGCGGGCUGGUGGUGGAGAUUGGCGAGCGAACGAUUGACCUCAGCGUUUCAAGCAAGAUUGCCAAGUUGAACAAGAUGCUCACCGAGACUGUGUAAAAUUAUCCUGCAUCAUUGAGACUUCCGGAAGCAUGGACUUGACUGGUGAGGAGGUCACGCUUUGGGGUGAGCACGGUAGCACCUUUUUGAAGGUGAGAACCAGAGACACUAGACAGGCUGUAGGGUGGUCAUGUAUAUAACCAAUCCAGUUCUUUCGUCCUGACCACAUCGACCAGCUUUCAGCUUCUGAUCUAUUCAAGGAUUUGCCAAG